Populus euphratica (Euphrates poplar) is the source of this 4284-nucleotide messenger RNA. RefSeq lists its product as uncharacterized. The transcript is spliced from 9 exons. Gene Ontology annotation, molecular function: metal ion binding. Bases 533 to 3823 code for a protein of 1096 amino acids. The record is from RefSeq and is a predicted model, not a curated record. Lineage: Eukaryota; Viridiplantae; Streptophyta; Magnoliopsida; Malpighiales; Salicaceae.
CUCUCUCUUCAGUCUUCCCUUGAGCUCCAUAAAAUAAAAUAAAAUAAAAGCACUACUCCUCACUUGAGAGAGGAAAAAAAAAGUAGCAAAAAGCUUCUGGUCUCUCUCUUGCACAUAGAAACUUCAAUUAUCAGAUGAAUAUAUAUAUUGCUUUCGUAAAUUUUCCCUCACUUUCUCUCUUUAUCGAAAUAGACACUUAGUUUUAUCUUCGAGCUCCAAAAUCACUGGACUUCGCUCUUUUUUCUCCUAUAUUUUAUCAGAUUGGUUAAGCAUUCACCCCAUUUAUUGUUAUGAACUUCAAAUUGAAGUUACUCUGAAGUGAAAGAAUUUCUGUGAGUUUUGGACCUGAUUGAGCUGGUGACUCAGCCAUUGAGUGAUCUUGAUGGUCGAGCUGAGUUGGCUGUGAGUGUGGAUUUCUGUUGUUCUUAGGGUUUUCAAUUGAAUUGGAUGGAAGGGUUUGGUUUUUUUGAAAAUGGUUAAUUUGAAAUACUAGAUUCUUUUUUUUUUUUGGGUUUUUAUUGUUGGGGAUUUAAUGUUAAGGGGUGAUAUGGCUUCGGAUCUUGGUAGAACUGGACAUGUUGAAAGAGACACCGAACAGGCCAUCACAGCUUUAAAGAAAGGGGCUUACCUGCUCAAGUAUGGAAGAAGGGGAAAGCCAAAGUUCUGUCCAUUCCGCCUUUCCAAUGAUGAGUCUGUUUUGAUAUGGUUCUCUGGGAAACAGGAGAAAUUUCUCCAACUAAUUCACGUAUCUAGAAUCAUAUCCGGGCAGCGAACACCAAUCUUUCAAAGGUAUCCACGCCCUGAGAAGGAGUAUCAGUCGUUUUCUCUUAUUUAUAAUGACAGAUCACUGGAUUUGAUUUGCAAGGACAAAGACGAAGCUGAGGUAUGGUUUAGUGGUUUAAAAGCAUUAAUUUCACGCAGUCAUAACCGAAAAUGGAGAACGGAAUCAAGGAGUGAUGGAAUUCCAUCUGAGGCAAACAGCCCUAGGACGUAUACUCGCAGAAGCUCCCCUCUGAAUUCUCCAUUUGGUAGUAAUGACGGUUCGCAGAAGGAUGCAGAUCACCACCGCCUUCAUAGUCCAUACGAAAGUCCCCCCAAGAAUGGUUUGGAUAAAGCAUUUUCUGAUGUGGUAUUAUAUGCUGUUCCCCCAAAAGGUAUUUUCCCUUCAGACUCUGCUAGUGGUUCAGUACAUUCUUUAUCAUCUGGAGGCUCGGACAGUGUACAUGGUCAUAUGAAGGCAAUGGCAAUGGAUGCUUUUAGAGUUAGCCUAUCAAGUGCUGUUAGCUCAUUGAGCCAAGGUUCUGGUCAUGAUGAUGGUGGUGCGUUGGGGGAUGUUUUCAUUUGGGGUGAAGGAACGGGGGAUGGUGUGCUAGGCGGUGGAACUCAUAGAGCUGGAAGUUAUUUUGGUGUAAAAAUGGAUUCUUUGUUUCCUAAAGCUCUGGAAUCUGCAGUUGUACUUGAUGUCCAGAACAUUGCCUGUGGUGGACAUCAUGCAGCCUUAGUGACCAAGCAAGGAGAGAUUUUCUCCUGGGGUGAGGAAUCUGGGGGCAGGCUUGGGCAUGGUGUAGAUUCUGAUGUUUUGCAUCCUAAACUUAUUGAAGCCCUCAGUAAUACAAAUAUUGAGCUCGUAGCAUGUGGGGAGUACCACACAUGUGCUGUAACACUUUCUGGUGAUCUGUACACAUGGGGUGAUGGAACUUAUAAUUUUGGUCUUUUAGGACAUGGAAACGAGGUGAGUCACUGGGUUCCAAAAAGAGUGAAUGGACCCUUGGAAGGCAUACAUGUCUCUUCCAUCUCUUGUGGACCCUGGCAUACUGCAGUGGUGACCUCUGCUGGGCAACUAUUCACUUUCGGUGAUGGCACAUUUGGUGUUCUGGGUCAUGGAGAUCGAAAAAGCAUUUCAUUACCAAGGGAAGUGGAAUCUCUUAAGGGGCUCCGCACUGUUCAGGCUGCCUGUGGUGUUUGGCAUACUGCUGCAGUUGUAGAAGUCAUGGUUGGAAAUUCAAGUUCCAGCAAUUGCUCUUCAGGGAAACUGUUUACCUGGGGCGAUGGAGAUAAAGGACGACUUGGGCAUGGUGACAAGGAAGCAAAGUUGGUUCCUACAUGUGUUGCUGCUCUUGUUGACCCCAAUUUUUGCCAAGUUGCAUGUGGACAUAGUCUGACAGUUGCACGAACCACCUCUGGCCAUGUGUAUACAAUGGGCAGUCCUGUUUAUGGUCAGCUGGGCAAUCCACUAGCUGACGGAAAGCUCCCAACUCGUGUUGAAGGAAAAGUCUCCAAGAGUUUUGUUGAGGAAAUUGCUUGUGGGGCUUAUCAUGUUGCAGUCUUAACUUCAAAAACUGAAGUUUACACCUGGGGCAAGGGAGCAAAUGGAAGACUAGGCCAUGGGGAUACAGAUGAUAGAAAUUCCCCAUCAUUGGUGGAAGCCCUGAAAGACAAACAAGUAAAAAGUAUUGCUUGUGGUACUAGUUUUACUGCAGCUAUCUGCCUUCAUAAGUGGGUCUCUGGUGUUGAUCAGUCUAUGUGUUCUGGCUGCCGCCUACCACUUAAUUUCGCAAGGAAGCGGCAUAAUUGUUAUAAUUGUGGACUUGUUUAUUGUCAUUCAUGCAGCAGCAAGAAGUCUCUCAAGGCUUCAAUGGCACCAAAUCCAAACAAAGCUUAUCGUGUCUGUGAUAAUUGCUAUAACAAACUAAGAAAAGCAAUUGAGACUGAUGCUUCUUCUCAAUCUUCUGUGAGUAGGAGAGGCAGUGUCAAUCAAGGGCCAAGCGAGUUUAUUGAUAAAGAUGAGAAGUUGGACUUCAGGUCUCGUGCACAACUAGCUAGAUUUUCAUCAAUGGAAUCCUUGAAGCAAGCAGAAAGCCGAUCCAAGAGAAACAAAAAACUUGAAUUCAAUAGCAGCAGGGUGUCACCUGUUCCAAAUGGAGGCUCCCAGUGGGGAGCACUUAAUAUUUCUAAAUCUUUUAAUCCUAUGUUUGGUUCAUCAAAGAAGUUUUUUUCUGCUUCUGUUCCUGGAUCAAGAAUUGUUUCUCGAGCAACAUCACCAAUAUCUAGACGACCUAGCCCCACACGAUCAACAACGCCGACCCCAACUCUGGGUGGACUCACCUCACCAAAAAUUGUUGUGGAUGAUGCUAAAAGGAAAAAUGAGAGCCUUAACCAAGAAGUUAUUAAAUUAAGAGCACAGGUGGAAAGUCUUAAUCGAAAAGCCCAGCUUCAAGAAGUUGAGCUGGAAAGAACAACCAUAGGGCUGAAGGAAGCAAUAGCCAUUGCUGGAGAAGAGACUGCUAAAUGCAAAGCAGCAAAAGAAGUGAUCAAGUCUCUUACUGCACAAUUAAAAGACAUGGCUGAAAGACUACCUGUGGGAAUGGGCCGAAGCAUCAAAUCACCUUUGUUUACUUCAUUUGGAUCCAGUCCUACUUCCAACGAUGUUUCUGCUAUUGACCGUUUGAAUGGUCAAAUCACAUGCCAAGAACCAGACACAAAUGGAUUGCAUAACCAGUUCACCAGCAACCGCAUUGCAGGUCACAACAAACAAGGCCAUUUGGAAGCAACAACAAAAAAUGGAAGCAGAACCAAAGAAGGUGAAUUGCGACAUGAAGCUGAAUGGGUCGAGCAAGAUGAGCCUGGUGUAUAUAUAACACUCACCUCCCAACCUGGAGGUAUUAAGGAUCUCAAGCGAGUGCGAUUCAGUCGAAAGCGGUUCACUGAGAAACAAGCGGAACAAUGGUGGACAGAAAAUAGGGCAAGGGUAUAUGAACAGUACAAUGUGCGUAUGAUUGACAAGUCAAGCGUUGGUGUUGGGAGCGAGGAUUUGACUCAUUAGCAUGCACAAACAAUCUCUGUAGAUGAAACCCAGAUUGUUUUCCAGUUCUGCGCUUCACCUAAAGGAUGGGCAUCUCCACGCUAAUUAGAUUUGUCUUCCAUCCUUCUAAUGAGUUUAGAAAAGCAAGCAGCAAGUAUUGGUGUAAGAGGGAGCUCUUGAAAAGUUUGUUUCUGUCAUUUUUUUAGUCCUUUUCCACUGUGUUUUGAAUUUUUUCAUGUUUCCAAUUUUUUCCCUAUAUGUACGUUGUUUGGGGAGUUGACGUUGAGAAAUGUAAAUUCUUAUUAGGUUGCUGCUCAUGUUUAAGAAAAAAAGCAGAUGCCAUGUAAAUUCAUAAGAGAACGUACUACAGGAAUUUUCUUUUAACUGGUUCAUGAAUUCAGCUCAGGUUUGUUGCUAGUAGAUGCCAUGCACAUUCUUAUUUGGAUGUCUCUUCAGAUUUGUCUUAUUUGAGUUCAAGUUUC